AUGGCUGACGGGUUCGACGAGACUGCGGCUGCCGCCAUCGAGGAUAGGGCGCAGCAGGGACGCAGAGGUGGUGGAGGUGGAGGUCGUAAAGGCGGACGUGGAGGCGGCGGCGGCGGCGGCGGCGGCGGGGGACAGAACAGAGAUGUGCUCGUUUCCAAGGCGCUUUCGAAGCUGCUAAGGCAUCAGGCUGAGAACGCGGGGAUCCAGCUUGAGGAGGGCGGGUGGGCGCCGUUGGAUAAGGUGCUCGCAUACGGCCCCAUCCGCUCCCUAAAGGUCACCUUCCAGGACAUCCAAGCCGCCGUCUCCACCUCGGACAAGCAGCGCUUCGCCCUCAAGCCAAACGAGACGACCAACCCGUCCCUCGACGAGACCACGGAGGACCCCUCGCACUGGCUCAUCCGCGCCAACCAGGGCCACAGCAUCAAGCUCGACUCGGCGGCGCUGCUCACCCCCGUCACCCUGGAGAACGUGCCGGAGGUGGUCGUCCACGGGACCUACUUUGCCUUCUGGAAGCGCAUCGAGGAGUCGGGCGGGCUGAAGCGCAUGGGGCGGAACCACGUGCACUUCGCGACGGGGCUGCCCGGGGACGAGAGGGGCGUCGUCAGCGGGAUGAGGAGGGACGCGGAGGUGCUUGUGUAUGUUGACGUCGAGAGGGCGUUGAGGGAGGAGGAGGGGAUGAAGUGGUGGGUUAGCGAGAACGGGGUCGUGCUGACGGAGGGAGAUGCCGAUGGGGUUGUGCCGUGUCGGUUGUUCAAGGAGGUUAGGGGACGAGAGGGGGGAGUCGGGGUUUUGUGGGAGGAUGGGGAGAAGGUUGCGGAGUUGCCUGAGGGUUUGAAGAUGAGGACGCCGCCUGGGAAGGGAGGGCGUGGUGGAAGGGGAGGAAGGGGAAGGGGAGGGAGGUCGUGA
This is a messenger RNA of Colletotrichum karsti, 906 nucleotides long. Its product is annotated as Tpt1/KptA family RNA 2'-phosphotransferase. The record is from RefSeq and is a predicted model, not a curated record. Bases 1 to 906 code for a protein of 301 amino acids. The transcript is spliced from 2 exons. Gene Ontology annotation, molecular function: tRNA 2'-phosphotransferase activity. NCBI's taxonomy places the organism in Eukaryota, Fungi, Ascomycota, Sordariomycetes, Glomerellales, Glomerellaceae. Gene Ontology annotation, biological process: tRNA splicing, via endonucleolytic cleavage and ligation.